Nicotiana tabacum (common tobacco) is the source of this 2630-nucleotide messenger RNA. Its product is annotated as F-box protein AUF1. Lineage: Eukaryota; Viridiplantae; Streptophyta; Magnoliopsida; Solanales; Solanaceae. Gene Ontology annotation, molecular function: protein binding. The record is from RefSeq and is a predicted model, not a curated record.
AGCCGGCAAUUAGGCUAAAAAGAAAGAAAAAUCCCAUUAGGGCCCCACUGCUAACUUCAGGUCAACGGUCAAAAUCUACGCUCCCCUCAAAAAGCUCGAUUUUCAGAGCCCAAUACCCAAUUCUCUGUCUUUCCCGUUCAUAUCCACACACCCAACCACUCCUCUUUCUCUUAAUUUCUUAAAAAACAAUUCAGAAAAAAAUAAUUUUACGCCGGCUAUGGAGUUCGAAUUGGAUCACUCUGACGGGUUCGAUCGGAUACCUGACCCGCUUAUCAACCUCAUCUUCAACCAAAUCUCUGACAUCAAAACCCUAAUCCGAUGUCGCUCCGUUUCCAAACGGUUCAACUCUUUGGUUCCUCAAGCCGAUUCGCUCCUCCUCCGGGUCGACCGGGUUAUCUCCGCCACCGAUUCCGACGACGACGAUGAUUCCUUCUUUAUUGCUUUCCUCAGAUCCAUCAUCAAAUCCCUUCACCAUCUCGUUUCCCCAAGCAAGCCUCUCCCAAACCCGACCCGAUCACAAAACUCACCCGCCCAGAUUCUACGCGAGUUUGAGAAGAUCCGGAAUCUCCAAAUCGAGCUGCCGUCCGGCGAUCUUCGAUUAGAGAAAGGCACGACGAUUAAGUGGAAGGCAGAGUUUGGGAAAACCCUAAAGAGCUGCGUGAUUUUAGGGUUUCGCGGUGGGGAAGGUGGCGGAGGAGAGGCAGAGUUAGGAGGAGGGGGAGGAGGAGCUGGGGGAGGUUUGAAAAUGAGGGUAGUUUGGACAAUUAGCGCAUUAAUAGCAGCAUCAGCAAGGCAUUACAUGAUGAUGGAAGUCGUAAACGAGCACAAGGAGCUGGAGAAUUUGGUGAUCAAAGACAGAGAAGAUGAAGGCAGAGUAGUGAUGGAUAAGAAAGGAUUGAGAGAAUGUAGAGAUAGCCAAGGCGAAGGUGAGGAAGCGGAGGUGAAUAAUGCUACCAGUGGGAAUGGUGUUGGUGUUUGGUGGCGGAGCAAUCGCACAACAGUGCCAGCUGUACGAAUGAGGAUGAGGCAUGAAGCUAGAAUGGAACUCUCUGAUGGCACGAAAAUGAUAGGAGCAACGUUGGUUGUUGUGCGGCCAAUUAAUCAGGGUAAUGGUGAGAGGAGUGAGGUGGAGGAACAAAAUGGAGAUGUAGGAUUGGCUUUAGGGGCAUUUGGGGAUGAUGCAAUGUAUGGAGAAGCCGUGGAGAGGUUGCUCAAGAGUAGAAGUUAUAUCCUGGAGAUGAAUUCCUUUUAGUUCCCACUGUAUCUCCUGUAAAAAAGGGCUACAAUGGCAACUAUCUGAAAUCCCAUAAGAGGAAGAAGAGGAGGAGGGAAACCUCUAUUUUAGGAUACCUCUAUGCUGAAGGAUGCAAUUGAUUUGUCACCUGAACAACCUCGGCAGAAGGGACGGGUACCUCGAGGAACCUAUUAGCAAAGGGCCAAAGCCACGUAGGUUCCAUAGCAAUAUCGCAUUACAGAUUUUUUGAGUUAUUGGCAGUAUGUUGCAAAAUAGCAGAUGGAAUUAUCAGCAAGGCCUGAUGAAUGCUGUGAUAGAGUAUGAAUUCACCAUAAUGCUGUGAUAGAGUAUGAGCAAGGCCUGAUGAAUGCCUUUCCAAAUGACUAUUGAAGCAUGAGUCCUUAAUUACGUCUUUGAUUAAAUUUGUUUCUGAAUAGUUAGCAGCCCGAUCAAAAGCUUUAGUUAGCUGUGUCUAAUGGCCAUGUGUGAUAAUCGUUGUAGCUUGUAUUCUUCUGUUGGUUUUUGGACGUUUAUAGUUUCCCUGGAAUGACAGUUGAUCUAAAUUUUAACGAGGCAACAAUUACAUAAUCAACAAGUUGCAGCUGUUGUAUAAAGAAGUUUUAGUGUUGGUUCUCACUCUUGAUAGGAAGGUAUGGUGCUCGAGCAUUAGGGUUGUAGGUUAGGGGGUAGUCGAGAUUUUUCUACUUCAUACCGGGGGUGAGGCGGGUUUGAUAGGGUUGAUCUCAGACGGCUUGUGGUUAAUGUUGAGUCCACACUAUCCUUUCUGUUUUUCAUAGCCCUGAGCCUUAAUUACUGGUAAUUGUUAUUGCAUGUCAUCUAUUUUAUGUUUUAUGAUGCUGUUACUAUCUCUAUGGUUUCUGUUGACGACACUGAUGAAUUGUCUCUUGUUUUAUUUCCGUCUUCAUGAGCCGAGGGCCUAUCGGAAACAACCUUUCUGCCCCAUCGGGGUAGGGGUAAGGUCUGCGUACACACUACCCUCUCCAGAUCCCACUUUGUGAGAUUUUACUGGGUCGUUGUUGUUGGUUCUCACUCUUAUACACGACCAUUUUUCACAAGCCAAGCCAAGUGAUAGAGCUCAUCCACAACUAGUAGACUUGUAGCUGGGUAUUUUUCGGCCUAAUUCCUAACUCGACAUCUAAACUCAUCAUGGGAGACUUCAUACAUUGACGGAGGUUUAGAUCUGCAGAUUAUGGAACAGGAAGAAUUGUAGUUAAUGGUAAUGAAAUUGUUAUUACUUAUUAGUCCAAUUGAGAAAAUAAGUGGUAUAUCUAUAAAGGUUAUUAGACUGACCUGGAUGUUUUAGGUACCUAUCAAAUGGCCAUUAAGGUUGUUUGCAGUGCUGACUUCUGACUUGUUGGCGACCAAUUUUAGUUAU